This is a messenger RNA of Suillus paluster, 1398 nucleotides long. RefSeq lists its product as uncharacterized. The coding region runs from base 443 to 1387 and encodes 314 amino acids. The transcript has 13 exons. Lineage: Eukaryota; Fungi; Basidiomycota; Agaricomycetes; Boletales; Suillaceae. The record is from RefSeq and is a predicted model, not a curated record.
ACAUGUCUGAUUUUUCUGGCGUCAUGCAGACAGAAUGAAAUUUGUUGCGAUUGAGUGAGGAUACGAUGUUCAUUAAGAAACAUGGACAAGUUUUCCGACGGCCACAUUAGCCAUGACACCUACAGGGCCUGUGCCAAGUCAAUGAACUUCUUUUUCACUGAUGGAACACUUCUUAAUUGACUGAUGUCCGUGUAGCAGAUACUGCGCAUGUCACUGCUUUGCUGUUUGACGAUUAGUAUCUAUGAGGACCCCUGGAUUGACUUCCUCUUUCUACCUGACUUCAUGCAAAAAUACUGCUUCGGUCAAUCAAGGCAGGAAUGGGUAUAAUCUUUAUCAUGCUCCUUUCGGCGAUAAAAGCGCUGGACGAUUGGUAUAUCUAGCAUGAACUCCAUUAUCGUACAACGUCCGCAGAGUUCGCCGCUCCCUCACCCAUCUUCUAACAAUGACGUUGAUCUCAAAUCGUCCCAUUUGGUGGCCGUCCAUCAAUGCGAGUAAUGUCAACGGCUAUUUUGUAGUUGCCAGUUGUGCUGGGCUGGUGUACGAUUUCGUACUUUCAUUCGGACAGGAGGUUGAACUGAUCUGGAAGCAACGCUGGUCCCUGAUGACCAUUCUGUAUCUGACUGUGCGCUAUGCUGGAAUACCACUUGCUAUCGCGAGCAUACUGUUUAGCGUUACGACAAUACCGCUGACAGAUAAAGUGAGCCUGAUUUCAUACCUCGUAGUGGAUUGGACGCGUGUCCUCGUAAAUCAAAUACUAGGCAUCAUUCUGAUCGCUCGGUUAAAUGCGAUGUAUCAGCGAUCGAGAAAGGUGCUGGUAUUUCUUGUGUCCAUCUUACUGUCUGUCUGCAUCGCCAACAUAACGAUUGCUGCAUUUUCAGUGAGACAUGGUUCGGGGGAGGAGCUCAUUCUAUCCGGCACGUAUAGGUGCACUGCUGAAUUCGAGGAAAGUUCCCUAGGUCUGGAUACCAUCACUUGGUACAUUUCCAUUGGAUGGGAGUCAAUCGCAAUGUGUUUUGCAAUUUGGAUUGCUGUAAAACGCUUCCGGGAACUGCGACAACUAUCGACACGAGGGAUCCUCGGGGACUGUUUUACGGUAUUGAUCCAAACUCACGUGGCUUAUUUUGCGAGCUUUCUUGCUGCUUCUUGCUUCGAGAUCGGUUAUCUGCUUUCACCGUUGUCAGCGAACACCAUGUCCCUGGAAAGUCAGAUUUAUGCCGGUCUCCUUCAAAUUUUCACCGUCGUGCAGUUGUUUGUGCUGGGACCACGUCUGAUCCUUAGCGUUCGACAAUUUAAUGCUAAACUCGUGGCCGGUCCCGAUAUAGCAACCGCCAUGACUUCAGUUGAUUUCCAGGAGCGUGUGCAUGUGUCAACUAGCAGCAGUGUGUAGCAUGGGAGAUG